This is a messenger RNA of Xiphias gladius (swordfish), 942 nucleotides long. RefSeq names its product forkhead box B1a (gene foxb1a). Gene Ontology annotation, biological process: cell differentiation; regulation of transcription by RNA polymerase II; anatomical structure morphogenesis. Gene Ontology annotation, molecular function: RNA polymerase II cis-regulatory region sequence-specific DNA binding; DNA-binding transcription factor activity, RNA polymerase II-specific. The record is from RefSeq and is a predicted model, not a curated record. The transcript has a single exon. The coding region runs from base 1 to 942 and encodes 313 amino acids. NCBI's taxonomy places the organism in Eukaryota, Metazoa, Chordata, Actinopteri, Istiophoriformes, Xiphiidae.
AUGCCUCGUCCGGGGAGAAACACGUACAGCGACCAGAAGCCACCAUACUCCUACAUCUCCCUCACUGCCAUGGCGAUCCAGAGCUGCCCGGAGAAAAUGCUGCCUCUCAGUGAAAUUUACAAGUUCAUCAUGGAUAGAUUCCCUUACUACAGGGAAAACACUCAGCGGUGGCAGAACUCCCUGCGACACAACCUGUCCUUCAACGACUGUUUCAUCAAAAUCCCCCGGCGCCCGGAUCAGCCAGGCAAGGGCAGCUUCUGGGCACUGCACCCCAACUGCGGGGACAUGUUCGAGAACGGAAGUUUCCUGAGGCGCCGCAAGAGGUUCAAAGUGCUGCCCGCGUCCGACCACUUGGCCCCCAGCAAGCAGUCGGACGCUGCCCAUUACCUGCAGCAGCAAGCCAAGCUGAGACUGAGCGCCCUGGCAGCCACGGGCACACACCUUCCCCAAAUGUCCACGUACAACCUCGGAGUGUCUCAGACGUCCACGUUUAAACACCCGUUCGCCAUCGAGAACAUCAUCGCCAGAGAGUACAAGGUCCCGGGGAGCCUGGCGUUCUCCACCAUGCAGUCCAUGUCCGCCGGGUACCCGCUCCACAACCAGCUGACGACGGCCUGGCCCCACAUGUACAACACCAGCGUGAUUGACACGGCGGCCCCAAUCUCCAUGGCGAGCGGCGACUACAGUGCCUACGGCGUGCCCAUCAAGUCCCUGUGCCACGGGGGACAGUCCUUACCGGCCAUCCCCGUGCCAAUCAAGCCCACCCCGACCUCCAUGCCCGGUUUCUCGGCGUUGCCUCCCCACAUCCCCGCGUUUCUAUCAAACUCUCCGCAGUCCCUGAGCCCGACGUCGCCACAGACAGCGACGAGCCAAAGCAGCCCUGCGACCCCGAGCGAGACUCUGACGAGCCCCUCCACGCUGCAGUCUGUGGCUGUGCACUGA